Leptomonas pyrrhocoris is the source of this 1939-nucleotide messenger RNA. RefSeq lists its product as hypothetical. Bases 341 to 1939 code for a protein of 532 amino acids. The record is from RefSeq and is a predicted model, not a curated record. The transcript has a single exon. Lineage: Eukaryota; Euglenozoa; Kinetoplastea; Trypanosomatida; Trypanosomatidae.
GCGACUUACUCGGCUCAUUCUGUUCCCCUACCUAACCCGCUGUACAUAGAUCCCCUUUUUUCUUUUAACGCACGCUUGGUCAUGCAUGGACACGAAAACUACCAAACGUAAAGUGAGAUUUAGAAAUCCCAACGCCAUCGCGCUUACUAUACCCGUUCCUUUCCCUUUUACUUCAUUUCCUGCCGUGUAAGCCGCUGCUCGUGCCUACCGCAAGCGUGUUCCAGCAGUCUCUGCUGUCUUCGUCUUGUUCAGUGUUUUCGUUUCCUCUUUUCCUCUUUUUCACAUACCAUCACAACUACUUUCCUUCUUUGAGCUAGGUAGACGCGCAUUUUCUUCCGAGAUGUUUUCCUCCACGUUGUCGUUUGACGCCCUUACGGCCAUCACAUCCUUUUAUGAUCCGACUUCGACUCCGCUAGCCCUCACCGCUGCCUCCCCCGCCACGCGAGAGUCAGCAGAAAUGACUGCCUUUGCGGAGUUUCCGCACCGGAGCGCCGAGCUGCUACCCGGGCGGGUGAUGUUCGGCCUCGACCCACGAGACGGGGAGCGUGUGGCCGCCAUUGGCGAUAUGCAGCAGUUCGAACGCAUGGUGUGGUGGCUGACGCGGCCGAGCAGCGCAGCCGGGCGCCGGCCGUUUCCGCUCCGCAGCGUCCACUUCUGCCUCGACAGUUCCGUGGAGUCGCCAGUAGACGUCGUUGCGCGCGUGCCACUGUGUGCGGCGACGGUGACGAGUCUCAACCUGAACACGCGGUGCGACAUGUGCAACCAGAUCUCUAGUCUUCGGGCAAUUUCGCAGCUGGUGGGACUGCGGGAGCUGCUGAUGAAGCACACGACGGUGUCGCAGUCGUCGCGGCCGCUGCCGGUAAACAUGACCGACGACCUCCAUGCUGUUUUCCGCAACCUGCGCAAGCUUGUGGUGGGGGACUACUACGUGGUGCAGCAGCUGCCUUUGAAGGAUUUACACCACCUUGAGGAGGUCGACCUGAGCGGGACGGGCGUCAACGUUGCGGUGAUGGAGGCGAUUGCGGGCUGCUGCCGCGUGCGCUCGCUGAAGCUGCGCGGUUGCCUCGGCAUCGAUGACUUUGCUCCAUUAGGGGCCCUCACUCAACUUUCAUGCCUCGACCUCUCUCACACCCACCUCCGCGACCACGAGCUGCGACACCUGUGCAAGUGCUGUCAACGGCUGUCGUCGUUCGCUCUCAACCACUGCGACGCCCUCGGCAACUUUGCCCCUUUGGAAGAACUGAACCAACUCAGCUGUCUGCACGUCGGACACACCGCCUUCCGCAACUCCGACCUCGAGCGGGUGUGCGUGCUGCCGGAGUUGGCGGAGCUGCACAUCGAAUCGUGCCGUCUCCUCGACGUCUUUGGGCCUCUCGCCUUCCUGCGGGACCUGUGCGACCUCGACGCACGCGACACGUGGGUGGACGACGCCGGGGUGGUGGCCAUCGCGCAGUGCACCAAGUUGCGUCGUGUUACCUUAAGCGGCUGCGCUUCCAUCUCGAAGUUCUCUCCGUUGUCGCAGUUGACGCACCUCGAGCACCUCUGCCUGUCCGGCUGCCUUAUUGCGGAUGCGUGUCUUAACGCGCUCUGCACGCCGAUGAUGCCGCUGCGCACGUUUCUCCUCAACGGCUGCCGCGUUCUCCGCGACUUUACGCCGCUGCGGCGCCUGCAGCUGGUAGAGGAGAUAGGUGUAUGCGACACCGCCUUCAAUGACACUUCGCUGCAGGCUGUUGCGCAGUGCGGCCAGCUGGCCAAGCUUCAUCUUCACAUUUGCAUCGCUGUCACGUCUCUCUCCCCACUCACGUCAUGCGCCCACCUGCGAUAUCUCGGGAUUGGCGGGACACGCUUUUCGAGUGGGUGCUGCGAGGCUGAGUGCGCCGCAUUGCGCGAGCGAGGGGUGCAACUCAACCAUCAGCUCUUCUUAGUUUCUUCUUUCUGA